Molecule: messenger RNA, 3216 nt
Organism: Aureobasidium namibiae CBS 147.97
Lineage: Eukaryota; Fungi; Ascomycota; Dothideomycetes; Dothideales; Saccotheciaceae
Product: N-acetyltransferase-like protein
Exons: 2
Coding region: 1-3216 (1071 amino acids)
Biological process (GO): rRNA acetylation involved in maturation of SSU-rRNA
Cellular component (GO): nucleolus; 90S preribosome
Molecular function (GO): ATP binding; tRNA binding; 18S rRNA cytidine N-acetyltransferase activity
Source: RefSeq, a predicted model, not a curated record
AUGGGCAAGAAGGCCAUCGACUCGCGCAUUCCAGCCCUCAUCCGCAAUGCUGCCCAGGAACACAAGCGCGGCUUCUUCGUAGUCGUCGGCGAUCGCCAAAAGGAUGUCAUCGUCAACCUGCACUAUAUCCUCCAGACUGCCAACCUCAAGGCAAACAAGUCCGUCCUUUGGGCUUACAAGAACAAGCUGCUAGGCUUCACCAGCCAUCGCAAGAAGAGAGAACAAAAGAUCAAGAAAGAGAUCAAGCGCGGAAUCCGUGAUGUCGACAACGAGGACCCCUUCGAGCUGUUUGUCUCGACCCAGAACAUCCGCUAUGUCUACUACAAGGAGACGGAGAAGAUUCUGGGAAACACCUACGGCAUGUGCAUCCUGCAGGACUUCGAGGCCAUCACUCCCAACCUUCUCGCCCGUACCAUCGAAACCGUUGAAGGAGGAGGUCUUGUCGUUAUGCUACUCAAGGGUAUGAGCAGUUUGAAGCAGCUUUACACACUCUCUAUGGAUAUCCACUCUCGCUACCGUACAGAGGCCCAUGGUGAUGUUGUCGCUCGCUUCAACGAGCGCUUCAUUCUGUCUCUCGGAAGCUGUGACUCGUGUCUGGUCAUCGAUGAUGAGAUGAACGUUCUGCCCAUUUCUGGAGGAAAGACUAUCCAGCAGUUGCCUCCCCCGGACCCGGAAGAGCAGGGUCAAACUCCCGCUGCCAGGGAGCUCGCAACCAUCAAGGAGAGUCUUGCCGACACUCAGCCCGUCGGAUCUCUGGUUACCCUGGCCCGUACUGUCGACCAAGCAAAGGCCUUGCUUACAUUCGUGGACGCCAUCGCCGAGAAGACUCUGCAAAGUACCGUCACCUUGACUGCUGCUCGUGGUCGUGGUAAGUCGGCCGCAUUGGGUGUUGCCAUCGCUGCCGCUGUCGCCCACGGUUACAGCAACAUCUUCAUCACUUCGCCCAGCCCCGAAAACUUGAAGACUUUGUUCGAAUUCGUCUUCAAGGGUUUCGAUGCCUUGGGUUACCUCGAUCACGUCGACUACACCAUCAUCCAAUCUACUAACCCCGACUUCAACAAGGCCAUUGUCAGAGUCAACAUCCACCGUCAACACAAGCAGACCAUUCAGUACAUUCAGCCUCAGGACGCCUACACUCUUGGUCAAGCAGAACUUCUGGUCAUCGAUGAAGCUGCCGCAAUUCCUCUGCCUCUGGUUAGAAAACUCAUGGGCCCUUACCUGGUCUUCAUGGCCUCAACUAUCAACGGUUAUGAAGGUACUGGUCGUUCGCUGUCGCUCAAGCUGAUCCAGCAACUCCGUGAGCAGUCUCGCGGAGGCUCCAAAACCAGUGACGAGCAGGUCGCUGAUCGUUCCACCGGAAGAUCCGCCAAGGAUGAAAAUCAGGUCGCUACUGCUGGUCGUUCCCUACGCGAAAUCACACUUUCGGAGCCUAUUCGUUAUGCUCAGGGAGAUUCUGUCGAGAAAUGGAUGAACCGCCUUCUCUGUCUCGACGCUACUCUUCCUCGAGCAUCAACCACUCGUGGCUGCCCUCAUCCCGACCAGUGCCAGCUUCUCUCCGUCAACAGAGAUACUCUGUUCUCCUUCCACCCCGUUUCGGAAAAGUUCCUCCAGCAGAUGAUGGCACUCUACGUUGCUUCACACUACAAGAACACCCCCAACGACCUACAGCUCAUGUCCGAUGCUCCUGCUCACCAGCUGUUCGUACUUGUGCCUCCGGUAGAAGAGGGCAGCAACCGUCUUCCUGAGCCUCUGUGUGUCAUUCAGCUGGCUCUGGAAGGUCAAAUCAGCAGAGAGAGCGUGAUCAACAGCUUGAGUCGUGGCCAAAGAGCAGGAGGUGACUUGAUCCCCUGGUUGGUCAGCCAACAGUUCCAGGACGAAGAUUUUGCUGGACUUUCUGGAGCACGUGUUGUUCGUAUUGCCACACAUCCCGACUACAUGAACAUGGGCUACGGUAAGAAGGCUCUCGAGCUCCUGACCGAUUUCUUCGAGGGCAAAUUCACUUCCUUGUCUGAGGAUGAUGGACAAGCUGAAGCAGGAAGCGAGGGUAUGGUGCGUGUCACAGAUGCCGAACUCGAGAAUGCAAGCUUGUUGCAAGAUAACGUGAAGGUCCGCGACAUCUCGACUAUGCCUCCACUCUUCGCCCGUCUCUCUGAGCGCAAACCUACCCGUCUGGAUUACAUGGGUGUUUCAUACGGUCUGACCUCACCGCUGCACAAGUUCUGGAAGCGCGCAAACUACGUGCCCGUUUACCUCCGCCAAACUGCCAACGACCUGACUGGCGAACACACCUGUGUCAUGCUGAGAACACUCGAUAGCGCUUCCUCCUCGGAUCCUGCAUGGCUCGGAGCAUACGCUAAGGACUUCCACCGCAGAUUCCUUAGUCUUUCAUCUUAUCAAUUCCGCAAGUUCACCAGUGUGCAGGCUUUGAGUCUUGACGAGGCUGCCAACGCUGGAAUCAAGCUCGACAGUAGCGUACAACCCAAGCCCCUCACCAAGGGUGAGUUGGACGAUUUGUUCAGCCCCUUCGAUCUCAAGCGUCUGGACAGCUACGCAAACAACAUGCUGGAUUACCACGUCAUCCUUGAUCUGCUGCCCAAGAUCGCCGAGUUGUUCUUCACCGGCCGUAUCAAGGGCGAAGAGGCUGUCAAGUUGAGCGGUGUGCAACAAGCUCUGCUCUACGCUAUCGGUCUGCAACGCAAGACUCUUGAGGAUCUCGAAAAGGAACUCGGUUUGGGCAGCAGCCAGCUGCUUGCCAUGUUCGUCAAGGUGAUGCGCAAGAUGUCGACGCACUUCCGUGGCCUUGUUGAAGGAGCCGUUGCAGAGACCAUGCCGAAGGGCAUCGGUGGUGGUAACACUGAGGCCGACAAGAUUGAUGGCGAGGAGGAACAAAGAUUUGCACCUCUGCAGCAAACUCUGGAGGAUGACCUUGCUGAGGCUGGCGACGAGUACAUGGCCGCCGAGAAGGAACGCGCUCGUGCUAUGAUCGACGCACUUCCUCUGGACAAGUACGCCAUCGCCAACGGUGAGGCCGACUGGGACGAAGCCGAAAAACAGAUUCAGAAGUCAGGAGGUCGCAGCGGUAAGAGCACAACGGUCAGCGUCAAGUCAAAGAAUGCAUCGAGCAAGCGCAAGGCCGGCGAAGCUCUUGAAGAGGCACAAAAGGAGGCAGCCAACUUCGAAGGCAAGAAGAGCAAGAAGGGCAAGAGUUCGAGGUAA